AUGUCUGACAAACCCGAUAUGGCUGGGAUUGAGAAAUUCCAUAAGUCGAAAUUGAAGAAGACAGAAACGCAAGAGAAAAAUUCACUGCCUUCAAAAGAAACAAUUGAACAGGAGAAGCAAGCAGGUGAAUGGUAAUGAGGCAUGUGCUGCCAAUAUGCACUGUACAUUCUACAAGCACUGCCUUCUCUUUUUUUUUUUAAUUGGAGUUCAAUUUGCCAACAUCAAGCACUGCCUUCUUAUUUUACUUUUUAGCUGUUUAACAUUGUAAGAUGCAAAGGGAUUGGAUCAAGUUUAAAUGGCUGUGCUGCCCCUUUUUACGUCAAAGA
Molecule: messenger RNA, 326 nt
Organism: Canis lupus familiaris (dog)
Lineage: Eukaryota; Metazoa; Chordata; Mammalia; Carnivora; Canidae
Product: thymosin beta-4-like
Exons: 1
Coding region: 1-135 (44 amino acids)
Biological process (GO): regulation of cell migration; actin filament organization
Cellular component (GO): cytoplasm
Molecular function (GO): actin monomer binding
Source: RefSeq, a predicted model, not a curated record